Molecule: messenger RNA, 582 nt
Organism: Enterobius vermicularis (human pinworm)
Lineage: Eukaryota; Metazoa; Nematoda; Chromadorea; Rhabditida; Oxyuridae
Source: the annotation of a GenBank genome assembly
AUGAGCACUGGAGUGCUUCCCUUUGUACGAGGAAUCGACUUUUCCCGGAAUGAUUUCUCGGGAAAUCGAUUUCCUGAAGAGGUGGCACAGAUGACUCAAAUGACAUGGUUGAAAUUAAACAGAGCAUCACUAGAAAGGGUACCAGAUGAGCUUUCUCGCCUCUCAAAUCUGGAACAUCUUCAAAUGUCGCGCAACGCGUUAACUAGUGUACAUGGGGAACUUUCUGAUUUGCCAAGGUUGCGUUCGGUUAUUGUAAGACAUAACCAAAUCAAAACAUCUGGCAUUCCGACGGAUAUCUUUCGCAUGAAGGAUCUAACCAUCAUUGAUUUUAGUCAUAAUUCUUUACGCGAGGUGCCUCCGAACCUUGAGUAUGCGAAGGGUGCUAUUGUACUUAGUUUAAGUAAUAAUAAUAUUGAGAAUAUCCCGAACGGGGUAUUCUCCAAUUUAAUUGAUCUGCUAUAUUUGGAUCUCAGUAAUAAUAAAUUAGAAAUGCUUCCACCGCAAAUUCGGAGACUAACAACUUUACAAGUUAUACGUCUUUCAAACAAUCCACUGCAUCACUUUCAGUUAAAACAACUUCCU